CAAACCAAAGCUUCCGGUCUCUUUCUUUGCCUUUCCAUUAGCAAAAUGAGUUACUACCAGCCCCUCGGGGGGGCCUUAGCUUUUCAUCAUCUCUAGUGAUGGGGCUGAAAUCCAGGAAGAGCCAUCCGGAGGAACCCUGACAAGGUGAAGCCAAGUCCCAAGAGAAAUAGCUCGCAGCUCUCCAGCCUGAGCAGAAAGCCGCAGUGGCUCCCAGGACUCAGAGGCAAAAGCAGAGAGCUAGCACACAGCUUCCAAAGCCAUGACGAAGACAACCACUUGCAUCUAUCACUUCCUUGUUUUGAACUGGUACGUCUUCCUCAAUUGCUACAUCCCACAUAUUGGAAAGGAUAAUGAGAAGUUAAAGGAAUUCCAUGAUGGCGGACGGUCAAAGUACUUGACACUCCUUAAUCUGCUUUUGCAGGCCGUUUUCUUUGGGGUCGCCUGCCUGGAUGAUGUGCUGAAAAGAAUCAGAGGAAGGAAAAACAUCAAGUUCAUCACAUCCUUCAGAGACCUGCUGUUUACCACCUUGGCUUUUCCUAUAUCCACAUUUGUAUUUUUGGUAUUUUGGGGCCUCUUUUACUAUGAUCGAAGCCUCGUUUACCCCAAGGGCCUGGAUGACUUCUUUCCAGCAUGGGUUAACCACGCAAUGCAUACCUCCAUAUUCCCUUUUUCACUGAUGGAAGCCAUUCUCCGACCACACCACUACCCACCGAAGAAGCUAGGCCUCUCCUUGUUGGGUGCUUGUAACCUUGCCUACAUUAUCAGGAUCCUGUGGCGCUACUCUCAGACUGGAAACUGGGUGUACCCCGUGUUUGCCUCCCUCAACCCACUGGGUAUUAUCAUCUUCUUCUCAGCCAGUUACAUCCUGAGUGCCGGCAUCUACUUGCUUGGAGAGAAGAUCAAUCACUGGAAGUGGGGUACCACAGUGAAGCCAUGGAUAAAGAAGAAGUGACUACACACUGUUUUCCAAGAGCCAUGGAAGAAGAAACAUAAGAACUGGUCAUCUUUCUAUUGUUCUCAUUAUUAUUAUUUCUUUGGGGAUCAGUGGUGGAAUAGCAUGGGGAGAUACAAAAGACAGAGAAUGAUGCAUAAGUUUAA
Chionomys nivalis (European snow vole) is the source of this 1098-nucleotide messenger RNA. It is a transcript of the gene Adtrp, whose product is annotated as androgen dependent TFPI regulating protein. Gene Ontology annotation, cellular component: membrane; endomembrane system. Bases 260 to 952 code for a protein of 230 amino acids. The record is from RefSeq and is a predicted model, not a curated record. The transcript has 7 exons. Lineage: Eukaryota; Metazoa; Chordata; Mammalia; Rodentia; Cricetidae.